AUGCUGAUCAGCAUUUUCCUGGGCCAUAUUAUCCUGUCUUCCAGCAGCAGUGGCCUGCACCACCUCAAAUAUUCGGCCCUGCAGUAUGGCCACAUCUUCAGCCGCAGUGGGCUGCACAACAGCAGCCUCCCUUCAACGGCUAUUAUCCACCCCCAUUCCAGCCACCACUACUACUGCCUCCACAACAUCAACAACAACAUCAGCAUCAGCAUCAUCACCACUAUCAUCAACAACGUCAACAACAGCAUGUGCUUACCGACGAGAAUGCACAGUAUCUUUGCCCAAGGGGAAGCACCCUCUUGGUUGGCAAGAGUUGAAGUCCCAUUACUGACCAUGUGUGACCUGCAGACUGUCGAAGAAGCACAACAAAUCUUGACAGACGUCCAGGCAAACAAUCAACCGAUUGAACUGCAUGGGAUGCGUCUGCGACUUGAAGAGGCCAGGGGAGAAGGCAUCCACCCACAGCCCAUAGUCAAUGGGCCUAUAGCCAAUGGACACACGGCCAACAGACACACGGCCACCAGGCACACAGCCAAUGGACCGACAGUCAACGGACAUGUAGUCCUAGUAGUGAAUGGACACACAGCCACCGGGCACACAGUCCAUGGGUACACAGCCGAACAACCAGCUGCCCCUGCUACCCCCUCUUCUUCAUCUCAAGAAUCGGCUCAGCAGAGUGAGGUUACCCCACCGGCAUCCGAAUAA
Aspergillus uvarum CBS 121591 is the source of this 705-nucleotide messenger RNA. RefSeq lists its product as uncharacterized. The transcript has 3 exons. NCBI's taxonomy places the organism in Eukaryota, Fungi, Ascomycota, Eurotiomycetes, Eurotiales, Aspergillaceae. Bases 1 to 705 code for a protein of 234 amino acids. The record is from RefSeq and is a predicted model, not a curated record.